UAGCGUCAAUUAUCGCACCAUUUGCAAUCGCUUUAAGAUCAUCUCUGCAGCCAACAGCAACAAUUUUUAAUUGUUGUGUUACAACACACAAUAGAGUUCAAGCUUCCUAAACCAGAGAAGAAAUCUUCAUAUAUUUUACGUUCCAAUCUUGGACGCGUUAUUCAUCGGACAAAUCGUGCGGUUAUUCUUCUUAAUCUAAUAUGGGUAAGCUGAGAGAUGUAAGUACGGAAGAGGAAAUAAAUUUAGAUGCAAGCGAUGUCCCGCCGCAAAAGAAGCAUAAGAAACAUAAGCAUAAAAAGCACAAGAAGAAAAAGCUCAUGCAUGACGACAGCGAUACCUUCGUGGAUAUCUCUGCCGACGCCGACCGGAAGAAGAGCUUUCGAAUAAAAGUGAAAAAAGAGGAUGAACGGAGUCUGGAUAAACGUGAAAAGAUACUGAAAACAUGUGGUUUGAACACAGCUACAAUAAGCAGUGCAUCCUCUCCAAAAGGUACAACUACAAAAAAGAAAAUUCCAAAAGGUAACAAAGGUAAAGAUAGUGGAACCAGCAGUGAGGAAGAAAGAUGGCUUGACGCAAUUGAAUCUGGUAAACUGGAAGAGGUUGAUGACGAGUUGAAGAAAAUUAAACCAAAAGAUCCCAAGCUAAUGACAGCACGACAGAGAGCAAUGUUUGAGAGAAAAACUGAUACAGAGCCAAAUCCAGGUGUUGAACAAUUGAUGUCAUUACCUACUGGUUACAAAGAAAAAGUUAUGACCGCGGAAGCCAUACAGAAGGCUGCUCUAAAGUCUCUGAAACGAAAACAACUUGCUGAUGAAAAGAGAGAGAAGGAUAAGAAAAAAACAAUGGAGAGACUGCUCAAGAAGCAAGAAUCUAAAGCAUCCAAAGUUGUCAGCAAGGGUAAAUUAUCUAAACGACAAGUACCAUUGGUGACGUAUCGUUUAACAAUUGAAGGAAGUUCCAUAUCUUUACCACCUGGUGAAAAUUUUCCACUUUUUCCUGCCAAAGAGAGAAGUCCGCCAAAACAAAUCCUUUGCGCAAUAAAUCAAUGUAAAAAUCCCAAAAAAUAUUCGUGUUCAAAAACUGGAGUGCCAUUGUGCAGCUUAGAGUGUUAUAAAGCCAAUCUCCUUUUAGCCAGGUAAAAUAUGUACAACGACGAUAGAAAAUUUUUUUUCCAAAAGUUUUACAUUUACAGUAUUUAUUAUAAGUGAACGCGUAUGUAUAUACAUAAGAUGACUAAGCUAAAAUAAUUAAAUGUAGCACAUAAGUAUAAUAUAUAUGAUUAUAUGUAAAUAUAUGUUACCAUUUUAUUAAAAAGACUUCAUCAACUUGAUUUUAUGUAAAAAAAGAAGAGAACACAAUUUCCUUUCCACCUCUCGGUUUUAAAACGUUUAAACGAUAAUUGCAGAAUGAAAAGUCGUUUAUACGAGCGUUACAUAACGAAUGCAACUCUGUGCAGAGAGAGGUAAGCGGCUUUUCCCCGAAUUGUGCCACUUUAUAGCGUAACCUAGGCCUUGCUUUCACCUACUUCCGCAUCCUCCAAGCAAGAAGUCGACUCGCGAUGCAUUUACUCUAAGCGAGAAGCCGAGUCGGUCGUCGGCUUAGAUUCGCGCAGGAUCGCUCGGACUUAUGUACGUGUACGAGUACGGUCGACCCAGAUAUUCUGGGCCACCAUGUCGUGCCUUCAUUAUUGCAUAGUUUUGACGUUUAUCUCGAUUUUGGUGUUGGGUUUCGAAACUUUUGGUGAGUUCUAGA
Monomorium pharaonis (pharaoh ant) is the source of this 1752-nucleotide messenger RNA. RefSeq names its product INO80 complex subunit B. Gene Ontology annotation, biological process: chromatin remodeling. The record is from RefSeq and is a predicted model, not a curated record. NCBI's taxonomy places the organism in Eukaryota, Metazoa, Arthropoda, Insecta, Hymenoptera, Formicidae. The coding region runs from base 201 to 1139 and encodes 312 amino acids. Gene Ontology annotation, cellular component: Ino80 complex. The transcript has 6 exons.